Molecule: messenger RNA, 682 nt
Organism: Onychostoma macrolepis
Lineage: Eukaryota; Metazoa; Chordata; Actinopteri; Cypriniformes; Cyprinidae
Gene: coxfa4b
Product: NDUFA4 mitochondrial complex associated b
Exons: 4
Coding region: 152-400 (82 amino acids)
Source: RefSeq, a predicted model, not a curated record
UUAUGGAAUGUUACCCGCGGACGCCCUCUGCAGCCAGAACAGUCAGGCAUCCCUCUACACUCCGCUCCAGAAACACAGCAGAGCGUACGAACACCAUCAGAUCUCUCGUUAAUCCUGCUCUCUCUCUCUAUAUAUAUUUCGGGAGUUUGACAUGCUGAAUACCGUACUGAAACAAUUGAAAAGCCACCCGGCUUUGAUUCCUCUCUUCAUCUUCAUCGGUGGUGGAGCGGCCAUGUCUAUGCUUUACCUGGGCCGCCUUGCGCUAAAGAACCCUGACUGCUCAUGGGAUCGCAAGAACAACCCAGAGCCUUGGAACAAACUGGGGCCAAAUGACCAGUACAAGCUCUUCGCUGUCAACAUGGACUACUCUAAACUGAAGAAGGACAGGCCUGACUUCUGAGCAGAGCCCAGUGAAUCAGCUUUGUGUGUUAAACACUGCACUUUCAAGUCUAACACGUCAUCAGAUACCAGAUCUUAUCUGUGAAUGUGAACCCCCAUUUUUAAAUUAUUAAAAAAACCAAAAGGGAGCACAUACACAAGCUGUAUGAUCUGAAUGUCUAUCUUUUGACAGAAACAAUAUUUUGUACAGAUACAAAUACUGACACAUCAAGGGAAACUGCAUCAUCAAACCUGUAUCAAUAUAAUUUGUGCUGAUCUUACUGUUAUCCAAAUAAACAUGACA